AUGCAAGGAAGCUCCAGAUAUCUCCAUGUGGCUUCUCGAGCUGGUUCCCAGCGGUCUUUACACGUCACGCGACAGUGCUCCAGCGCUUUCGCGCAUGCACAAAAACGGCCUACCGAGACGGCUAUAGCUAAUAAUGUUAAGGAUCACUCUCGGCCCUCUGGUCCUUCAAGAAUCGUGCCAACGCCUUCCGCUCGUAUUGUGGAUCCGUUCAAGUACCUUGGUCAUGAGCUAACGACUCUACGGAAGACACUGCUCCAUUUGCUUGGGUCUUCUCACCCCUCCUUAACUAAAAUUGCAGAGUACUAUUUUCUGCAACCCUCAAAGCAGAUUAGACCUUUGCUGGUUCUCCUCUUUUCACACGCGACGAAUGGCCUCGGUAGUGACUGGGAUAAAAAGCGAUGGGCUGCAGAGCAAGAAGGCGCUCGUGGACGCGCUGAGGAACUUGACAGUCCAUUAUCACGUUCAGACGUAUUAAAUGAUUGGAAUCCAAACAUGCCGGACCACACUCGUAGUUUUGAAAGUGUUUUCGAGCUUCCACCUCCCCGCUCAAGAUCGUCCCCACCAGUUUACGUUCCGACAGACGAAUCACAUAUGACACCUGCGCUCGCGACACCAUUACAACUUCUUCCGACACAACGACGUCUUGCUCAAAUCGUCGAAAUGAUUCAUGUUGCGUCACUGCUACAUGACGAUGUGAUAGAUGGAGCGGCACUUCGACGCGGAGCUGCAUCUGCACCAGCUGCAUUUGGCAACAAACUUGCCGUCCUUGCGGGUGACUUUCUAUUAGGUCGGGCUAGUGCAGCACUCAGUCGAUUAGGUUCGUCUGAAUGCGUUGAGCUUAUUGCCGGUGUCAUUGCAAACCUAGUCGAGGGCGAAAUCCUGCAAAUGCAAGCUGCACUGAAUGGAGGCGAGGAGGGUGUACUCAGUCGAUCGGGAUUGAGUGAACUCGGACUAGGUGGUGAUGUUAAAGGCAAAGGGAAGGGGACGGAGAUGCCACUAGAGGUACCUAUGGGCCGAGAGAUGUGGAACGUCUAUUUGAAGAAGUCGUAUCUUAAAACGGCAAGUCUUAUCGCGAAGAGUGCUCGUGCAGCGGUGGUACUAGGCGGUGCGCGAGAAGGCGAGAUCUGGAAAGAAGUUGCAUAUGCGUACGGCCGGAAUAUCGGGAUCGCCUUUCAGCUCGUUGAUGACGUCCUUGACUACGAAGCUGCGGAUAGUCAAUUAGGGAAGCCUGGCGGUGCCGACUUGCAGUUGGGUCUAGUAACUGGGCCUGCAUUGUUUGCCUGGGAGGAGCAUCCGGCGAUGGGUCCAUUAAUAAAUCGCAAAUUCGAGCAAGCAGGCGAUGUAGAGCAUGCCAGAGACCUUGUGCGCCGUUCGUCAGGUGUCGAACGAACACGCGCGCUUGCGCAAUUACACGCAGACAAGGCACGCGAAGUGCUUCAUCUUCUUCCCGAAAGCGACGCUCGAAACGCACUGGAUGCACUUGCCGAACGCGUUGUCAACCGGACUUCUUGA
Messenger RNA from Fomitiporia mediterranea MF3/22, 1512 nucleotides. RefSeq names its product terpenoid synthase. Bases 1 to 1512 code for a protein of 503 amino acids. The transcript has 3 exons. The record is from RefSeq and is a predicted model, not a curated record. Gene Ontology annotation, molecular function: prenyltransferase activity. NCBI's taxonomy places the organism in Eukaryota, Fungi, Basidiomycota, Agaricomycetes, Hymenochaetales, Hymenochaetaceae. Gene Ontology annotation, biological process: isoprenoid biosynthetic process; ubiquinone biosynthetic process. Gene Ontology annotation, cellular component: transferase complex.